GCCACUAUUAAGAGUUAAAUAGAGAAACUCGUCUUCCCAGUGCAUUCCGUAAGCGAUAGGUUUAUCUCGAAAAAUAGUGUUGAUAAAUUGUUUUCAUUAUGGAAUUGCCCAGUAUGUUGUUUCAUACCACGUUAAACACAGCCUCAACAGUAGUGCAUUCUCAUUCUACCAACGGAAAUAGAUAAUGAAGACCACAAAAUCGUUAUUAUGAUUUAGUACAGUGAAACUUUGGGUAAAUUGACGACUUGUGAACGAUGGAUUUCUUGAAUAUUCUGAAGCCAAAGAAGAACAAAUUCUCAGAAGAGCUGAUAACUCAAGCUGUGGAUUUAGAAAAUGGGAACGCAAUAGGAGAACUGCCAGAAAAUAGUGUGGAUGUUAUUAGUUUCAAGGUUGAUUAUCUUGGUUGUCUUCCUGUCAACAUUUCACCAGAGUUUGAUGUUGAUAAUGGCUUAAAGUUCUUGAAACGCGAGAGGGAGAGAAAUAAAAUAAAGACACAGAAAGGGGUUAUUUUGAUAUCAAACUAUAUAAGGUUAACCGAUAUGCGUGAAAAAGAAAUUUUCAGAAUACCAUUACUCAGAUUAUCCAGCUGCAGUAUGGAUCCAUUCAACAAAAAAGUAUUCUUCUUCAUACACGAUAAAACGACCUAUCAUGCAUUUCUAUGUGAUAAGUGGAAAAACGCAUAUAAUGCAGCUCAAGCUAUAGCUCAUAUGUACGGUCGUUGUCAUGAGAAUUAUUUGAGGGACAUGCAGAAUAGGAAAUUUGUCGGAAUGCAAAAAGAAGAAGAAUCUGGUGAAAAAACCGAGGAACAAAGGUUCAGUCGAGAUAUGAUGGAUUUUUCUAUGGAUUUCAGUCUGAGUACGGAGAAAAAUCAAGAAGCUUUCAAGAAUUGGGUUUCUUUCGAGGAUUGACAUCAACAUAAGACUAUCAACGAUAGAAACAGACAGUAAUUGGGAUGAUGACAGAGAGGUAUCAGCAUAGUGAAAAGAAUUCAGUUGAUAUUGAUAUGUAUGGUACAUCACAUGUAGAUAAAAUAAAGGGAAUA
This is a messenger RNA of Coccinella septempunctata (seven-spotted ladybird), 1042 nucleotides long. RefSeq lists its product as uncharacterized. The transcript has 5 exons. Lineage: Eukaryota; Metazoa; Arthropoda; Insecta; Coleoptera; Coccinellidae. The record is from RefSeq and is a predicted model, not a curated record. Bases 255 to 908 code for a protein of 217 amino acids.